Paramecium sonneborni is the source of this 411-nucleotide messenger RNA. NCBI's taxonomy places the organism in Eukaryota, Ciliophora, Oligohymenophorea, Peniculida, Parameciidae. The record is from the annotation of a GenBank genome assembly.
UUAUAUUAAUGAUUUAGAAGUAGUAUAAAUCAAUUAAUAGAAUAGGUAAAUGUUAUGUUAAAAGCAUUACAAUAAAGAGUUUCUGAUAUUAAAAAAUAAGAAAAUUGGAAAGAUAAACUAGAUUAAGAAGAUAUGAAACAAGAAUAAAGAGAACCUGAUAUGUAUAAUACAAUUAAUCAAUCUCUUGGAAAAAUGAUGAAGCCAAAUCAGUACAUUCUGAAAAAACUUAAAGUAAGAAUUUAAUUAAUUAGAUUCAUUCAACUAAUUAAGAAAGAAAUAAGAUUUAAUUCAAUAAGGAAAAUAAGAUUGGGAUAAAACUACUUCUAAUAGAAAUCAAAAGUUUCAUUAGAGGAUCGUAUUGCUAAACAUGUUGCUGAUGAAAUUCUUAAUCAAUAUAAAGUUAUAUAUGGC